GCCUCCCCGCCGGCGCAACUGUUUGCUUUCUUCCCCAUUUCCCCAACGCUCACCAUUUUCACGACUCCCCAUUCCUCUUUUUCCGCCAUUCCUUCAUUCUCCCCUUCUGUCUUCACCGCCAAACCCGCUUCUAAAUUUAGCUUUCCCAACCGAAAAUGGCCCUUUCCGCCGCCCACUGGUGACGACACCACUAUAUCACGGCCUUUCCAACGCUCCCCUGCCGCAGAUUUUUCGUCCAUAAAAUGCGUUUUCCAUUCGCUUAUUCCGAUCACAGAGGCAUGGCUUCCUCUAAUUCCAAAAACAAGAGUGGCAGAGAUUCCGUCCCGGACGCCCUUGUCUUCUUCGCCGGAGUUCUGAUGGCUUUGGUACUCGUUUGGGCUCUGUGGUGUUUAUUCACAACCCCCACCGUCGACUCUGUUUCAUUUUCCGGCGACUCUAUUCCGGCCAGAAGGUAUGCUGUUGCCGGAGUUUCCGCCGGCUGUAACGGGACCGUGGGUUUCGACCGGCUCCGCGACCCGGCCGGCCGGAAUUUCUACGAUGACCCGGAUUUGAGCUACACCAUCGACAAGCCGGUGAGGAACUGGGACGAGAAGAGGAGGCGGUGGCUGGAGCAGCACCCGUCGUUCAUCCCCGGAAUCGAGACCCGGAUUCUCAUGGUCACCGGGUCUCAGGCGAAGCCGUGCCGGAACCAGGUCGGCGACCAUCUCCUUCUCCGGCUGUUCAAGAACAAGGUGGAUUACUGCCGAAUCCACGGGUACGAGAUCUUCUACAACAACGUCCUGUUCCAGCCGGAGAUGUUCUCGUUCUGGGCGAAGGUGCCGACGGUGCGAGCCGUGAUGCUGGCCCACCCGGAGGCAGAGUGGAUCUGGUGGGUCGACUCCGACGCCGCCAUAACCGACAUGGAUUUCAAGCUCCCAUUGGACCGGUACAAGGACCACAACCUGGUAGUCCACGGGUGGGUCAACCUGAUCUUCGAGAAGAAGAGCUGGACCAGCGUCAACGCCGGCGUCUUCCUGAUCCGGAACUGCCAAUGGUCAAUGGACUUCAUGGACGCGUGGGCGAAGAUGGGUCCGCAGUCGCCGGAGUACGACCGGUGGGGGGAAAUCCAGAGGAGCACAUUCAAGGACAAAUCGCUGCCGGAAUCCGACGACCAGUCCGGCCUGAUUUACUUAAUCCUGAAAGAAUCCGAAAAAUGGGGGAACAAAAUCUACGUGGAAAGUCAAUAUUACUUCGAAGGGUACUGGCUGGAAAUCGUGGAAACGCUUCAGAACAUCUCCGACCGGUACCUGGCGAUAGAGAAACAGGCGGGGAAACUCCGGCGGCGGCACGCGGAGAAGGUGAGCGAGAGCUACGCUAUGGUGUGGGAGGAGUACCUUAAGGACGCCGGGUACGGGAAGUUUAGCUGGCGAAGGCCGUUCAUCACGCACUUCACCGGCUGCCAGCCGUGCAGUGGGGACCACAACCAGGCGUAUUCCGGCCAGGUUUGCGGCGAGGCGAUGCACAAGGCGCUUAAUUUCGCGGAUAAUCAGGUGCUGCGCAGGUACGGGUUCGUGCACCGGGAUCUACAGGAUACCUCCACCGUGGUGCCUAUACCUUUCGAUUAUCCGGCUUAGAUUGCAAAAAAAAAGUACUCCGUAUGACUAAUGUGAAGUAUUUAUAUUUAUGCGUAUGAUUGGAUAAUUAUUAUGAUGAAGGGGUCCAGUAUCCAUAUCCAUGUUUGGAAUUAUAAUGCUUUGUAUUGGUUAUUCUAGUCCAUUGGUUCAUUGGUUUCGUUUAGUGUGCACAAACUCGUAUAGACUGUUUUCCCUUA
Cuscuta epithymum is the source of this 1810-nucleotide messenger RNA. Lineage: Eukaryota; Viridiplantae; Streptophyta; Magnoliopsida; Solanales; Convolvulaceae. The record is from the annotation of a GenBank genome assembly.